Cadophora gregata is the source of this 3352-nucleotide messenger RNA. RefSeq lists its product as uncharacterized. NCBI's taxonomy places the organism in Eukaryota, Fungi, Ascomycota, Leotiomycetes, Helotiales, Ploettnerulaceae. The record is from RefSeq and is a predicted model, not a curated record. The coding region runs from base 1533 to 3020 and encodes 495 amino acids. The transcript is spliced from 8 exons.
CCUUCCAUUCAUAUCGGCGUCACCUUCUUCUAUCAUUCCACUACUAUCGACUCCGACGAGAUCCUUACUGGCAAAGUCCAUGGCUGCCUAUUGAAGCCAGCCCUCCAUAGUCGGUUGGCGGGUGCUCAGAUUGAUUACGAACCUCAUCUACGGACAACAGAGGAUUUGAAGUACUUCUGAUACCGUGACAAAUCAAAUGUUCCCUCCUCCAGCUCCUUGCUAUUCACAUCUCCGGCCCAACAGAAGGUCCUACAUUCCUUCAGCGCCCGACCGUCUUCAAGCACAACAUCACAGUGCCACCAAGUAUAAACACUGGUUUCGUACUCCUCCAAGCGCUGGAAAUGAGGUUCGGAGUCAACCUUCCACACCGUGCCAGAUAUCGUUCCUUCUGGAGUCCUGAUGAUGGUGGGGUAAAUUCCCCACAUCUUCAUGGAGAAUCCCUUGAUUUCCCCUUGCGUCACGGAUGGGGUUUCGGGGAGAUCAAGCACAGAUUGGAGGACUUCAGCGUCCAUCAAGGAUCCAUAGAAAAACAUGUAGCAUGGUCGGAAUGGAUCGGUCUUUUUUCUCAAGUCAACAUCCGUUGCUGUUGCAUAAGUCUCUUCUGAUAUUGUAGGUCCCGGUGACGGGGUUGGUGGAGGAGCUACCACUGCUACAGGCCUCGAAGAUCGAGGAAAGCUCGGGGGAGGAGGGAGUGGUGGUGGUGGAGGUGGAGGUGGUAAUGGAGGGGACGGUAUGCUCUCCAUGAGUAUGGCUCCCUUGCUGCUUAAUCCCAGAAGCUCAGUCAACAAAGGCUGAUCUGAAUGGAUACAAGUGCUGUCGGCUGUCGUGCGCGGCUAAUGGUGCGCAGCUUGUGAGUACAAGUAGCUAGGUUGUAAACAGUGCUAAUACGAGUAGAAUUCGCUAUUUUCCGUGCGCUGAUAGUUCAAGAGCAAGAAAGAGCGUCUCAUUGAAUUCUCGGAACCUUUUCUGCCCACCGUUUAGGCAACCAUCCAAGAACAUUGGGGAAAGGCUGCUAAGUCCUAUCAAAGCCUUCCCAGUUCAAUCCUCCUGGUUCCUCUCCUGGAAUCUGAGAUCUGAUGCAGAUGCAGAUUUGGCGAUGCAAAGGGUGAUAUUUCUGUCUUGACUACAGUUAUUGAUAAAUGACCUUGACGACCUGGCCUUUGGACUUUUGCGCUUGCCAUCAAAUUUAGGAUCCCCCAGACAUGCUACCAGCCAGCCUACCACGGAACUACGGCAGCAGAAUCUUCGUUUGGUUGGAUGAAUGACUGGUGCCAAGGUAUGCCCCCUUUUUAUAUUGCUGUGCCACAGGAGCCGAGAUUCUUGAGGCGCAGUGCCGCAAACCUGUAUUCGUUCCUACGAAUCAGGCGGGAUUUGCCCCGUAACUAAUAUCAUAUUUGUUUUGAAAGCCCACAAAUAAACCGAGUCUCAGUGGAGUGAUACGCGCCUGAGAUCCAGGAACAGGAUACUUCAGGCAUUGCCUAUGGCUUUAAUUGCACGACACCUCCAUUUCUGUUUCUUCGGAACAUCACAGAAUGUUGCCUUUUUUAUUCCUGACUUUUAUAUCGGCAUGGAGUCUAUGCUUACAAGAAGUCCUCGCGAGAGAGUGCGGUAACGAGACUGGCUUCAUCUCAGGCAUCAUAGUAUGGAGCCAAGAAGAUGCAGACAUCAAGCUCGAUAGCUGCACCAAAUUGAUCUCCACUCUCACCAUUGGGCACAAUUACACGGGCGAUUUUGUUCUGCGCGGUGUCACAAAUUUGACAAGCCAAUUCACAACUUCAAUCGGGUACACAUGGACUAGUCCUUACGAAACUGAGGAAGGCGUACCCGGUCUCACCUCCGUCACGGCACCCGACUUGCUUGAAAUAGGCAGCUAUAGUCUAGAUCUGCAAAAUGCCACUGCUCUCAAGUCUGUAUCAUUUGAAAAGCUUCGAAAAGCUUACAAUCUUGACAUCGAACUCGGCACUUUAGACUCUUCGCUGAGUUUCCCAGCCCUGGAGACUGUCGUAGGUCGCUUGCAAAUUCUGGGAAACUUCUCCAGUAUGAACUUUAAGAGCCUUACCAGUGUCGGUAGCUCUGUGACGAUCAGAAGUCGGCGUGAGAGCUCAGACAACGACUACAUGUAUUCGCUUGAAGCUGGGACAAACUCUCCCCUCGAUAUCGAGUUUCCAUUACUCGUCAAUUGUUCGACUCUGAAGAUUAUAGGAAACAUAUCUCGUAUUUCAAUGCCGAAGCUGGAGACUAUAGCCGAUUUUACUGGGAACAGCAUGUUCUAUGAUUAUGGCCAUGACCUCUCAGUCUAUACUCAAGGACAACCGCUCAAUUUGAGUUUUCCUAUUCUAUGGAAUAUAUCAGAUAUAGCCCUAGCAGGAACAUUUGGGAACAUUUCACUCCCGGCACUCAAGGAUGUCGAAGAGUAUACAGUCAGAAGCAAGCUCCCGAUAAGUGUCAACCUCACACCACUAGAAACUGCAGAAUCUAUUUAUUUUUAUGGCAAUGUGACAGACUACAACAUCACAAGUCUCACGAGUAUAUCCGAGGAUCUGUACAUAAGUAGCGAGCUCUCGCCUGAUUGUGGUCCCGGAAAAGAAAAAUGGCUGGAAUUACACCCAGAAUAUUCCGAUCGUAAGACAUAUAUUCCUGGCUUUAGUUGCAAAGCGAAAACAAAGAAGCAUUUCCCAGGGAAGCAAGUCGCUUUAGGACUUGGCAUUGGAAUUCCGCUUCUCGUCAUUUUCGCCGCCGUCAUUUGGCGCUGCAAAAGAAACAGCAGCAACAAGAAAUUGGCUUCAAAGGACAGACUUCCCGACUAUGAGACUGAGAUGGAAACUAGAAGAAUCGGUGGUGGAGAGAUCUUGCCCGAGUACGCCCCACCAGCAGAAUGGAGCAGCUCGGACAGAGUGAGUCCUGUCAGCAGUGUGGGUAAUGUGUCGAGGCCAACGGGUAGACCUCCUGGCUAUGAAGCUGCAAAUACUCAGGAGUCACAUGUGGCGCAAGUCCAAAGGAGUCGCGAUCCUCUUGUUUGAUUGAUGAAGCAGAGAGUCAUGGAAAGAGGAAUCAGAAUUUUAGCAAUGCCAAGUAUCUAUGACAAUGGGCUUGCAGCUGUCUGACUGAUCUGCAUCAUCUGGUCACAGACACCGCCUGAAAUGUAGAUGACCGAAUUUCACUGGCCAAUCUCCAAUGGAAGCUACUAGCAAAUGGCAAUCUGAAUUGUGGAUUAGAUGCAACGUCCAAUUGUUGGAUCGAAUACUCGAAGCUUCACUCGCUUCGAAGGCUUGAAGCAAAUAAACAAGUAAUGCGGGCCAAGGGCCGCAUUUUAGCUCGAUCGCGGGUCAACCUCGGCCACCGCCACCCAAGC